UGCAUCCUUCUCUAACAAUCAUCUGUAACAAGCAGGUCUACCAGCUGACUUAGCAACACCAGAGCUGGUAAAAAGAUCUGAAUGGUCGUAAAGAUGACCACAGCCGAAGGAAGACUUGAAACCUUACAAAUCUACAAAGUUCUACAGUGUGUUCGCGAGCGGGACACACAGCAGAUCGAAAACCUUGUUACAUUUGGUGUUCCAAACCUAAUCAGACUCACAGAGCCACGCCACGGUCUCGGAGCACUGCAUGUAGCUGUAGAAGAAAAUGACGGGGAUAUGUGCAAAUUUCUACUUAGUUUAGGAGUUCACCCUGAUUCUCAGGACCUAGAUGGAUGUACCCCUUCAAUGAAGGCGGCCGAGCUAGGACACGACUCAGUGCUGGAGAUUCUAGCUGACGCACAUGCUGACAUGACUAUUGUCAACAAGGAAGGGAAAGGAGUUUUGUUUUACUGUAUUUUUCCUAGCAAGAGACAUUUACACUGCCUGCGUAUUGUGCUGGAUCAGGGCGCUGAUGUCAAUAACUGCACGUCUGAAGGGAUACCCAUUCUACUGGUGGCUUGCGAACAGGCCCGAGAAUGUCAAGAAAUGUGCCUGGGACUAUUGGGAAAAGGAGCCAAUCCUAAUGCUUUUCACCCAGUUACAGGUCGCACUGCAUUGAUGGAAGCAGCUAGAGAAGGGACAGUCGAAGUGGUUCGGGCCAUCCUCGUGAAUGGAGGAGAUGUAAAUGUGCUCGAUAAGUUACGUUAUAACGCUGUUCAUUAUGCUGCCAAAGGUGGUUUUAUGGAGGUUCUUAAAGUACUCUCAGCGUAUAAUGCUGACAUGGGGGUUUUUGAUUUGGAAGGAAACACAGCUCUUCAUCAUGCAGCUCUAGGGGGGUUUGCAGACUGCUGCAAGUUUUUAGUACAAAGAGGUUGCAAUCCAACAUGGAAAAACUUGAAAAGCAUGACAGCCAAAAUUGUUGCCAAAAAAUGUGGUUUUAAAGCAGCAAUGAAGGAAAUUGGAAAAGCAACACGUCUUGUUCAAAAAUACUCCAAGCCAGGGGUGAAAAAUUCCAACCUGCCAUGGGCAAUUCCGUUGCAUGAUUGGUCAUUUGAACAUCAAGCAGUUCUUCGGAAAUCUUUUGAGCAGAUGGAAACAGUUGAUGGAACUAUUAGCAAAGAAGAUUUUGCCGAUGUCCUUCAGAAGACAAUGGCACCCAUCAACCCAGAGCAACUUAACAGUCUCAUACAACUUCAUGUAAAAGGAGGUGCUGGGUCUAUCAGCAUAGAUGAAUUUUUGGCGGGCUCCAAGUUUCUCGAAAAAGCAUUCCUGAUGUCUUCCUAUGUACCAAAAAAGAAAAAAGGUAAAAAGGGCAAGAAAGGAAAAAAAAGAAAGUCCGUUCUUCCUAUGCCAAUAUGCGUAAUGCCAAGUAACAUGGUCUCACGCCGUGCAGAUGGUGGCCCUCCAAACUUUAUGAUCGAAAAGUUUCAGAAUGUUACCGAUGUCAACCGAUUUGACUGUGACCACCCUCCAGAAAAUCCACUGACUGAUGAUACUGGAUGGUAUGUGGAUGAGUUGAAAAAGACAUACAUUCCCAUCGAUAGUGCCAUUAAAUCCGGAGACCUGGACUCUCUGCGGAAGGCGUUUGAAGAGGGCGUACCAGUGGAUGUCAAGGACAUGUUUUAUAAAACACCUCUUAUGUACGCCUGCGCAUGUGGGAAUUUAAAGGUCGUAGAGUUUCUUCUGAAAAAGGGAGCUAAUGUCAAUGCAACGGAUAAUUUUUUCUGGACGCCGCUGCACCACGCGUGUCACGCUGGCCAGGAAGAUAUCGCUGAUCUCCUGAUAAAAUCUGGAUCUCAGAUAAAUGCAGUGACUUUUAAUAAUUCAACACCACUUAUGAGAGCAGUCGAAAGUGGAUGCUUCAACUGCGUUCAGUAUUUAAUACAAUCUGGAGCUAAUGUAAAAAUAGAGAACAAAAAAGGUGAAAAUGUUUUAGAUAUUGCAAAUGCUUAUGGAGACUACAGGCUGAUUGAGGUGGUUAAAGCUAAGCUGGAUAGCUUGCCAAAACCAAAAGACAACACGAAAAGACGAAAAGACAAAAAAGGUGGAAUGGAAGGCAAAAGAAAAGCUGAAUCCAAACCCCAAACUCCUGGAAUCAAAGAGGAAGCACAGAUAAGACCAGCGGUCCAGCCAACCAGUGAGGAGCUUUUUGCCAAUAAGGAAAAAAAGAAUGAAAUUGCUCAACUGAACAAUCUCAUAGCCACGGGAGAAGCCAAAAAAAUUGACCUAGCAUUUGUACCUAAAUCGGUUUGGGUCCCACAUCCCAACACUAUGGAACGAAUAAGGAGCAGGGUACUGCAACGUGAACGACUGACAUAUGAAGUGGAUUUUGAUGAUUUCAUGAUGCCUUUUAACAAGAACUUGAUGAAGAAAUCUACAGGGUUAACAGAUACGGACGUUUGUGCUUAGAAUUAAUGAGAGGGUGAAGUUUACAGCCUGAUAGAGGCUCUGCUGUUUAUAAGAUUUAGCCUUGAUGAUAAUUGUGUAUUUGCCAAUAUGUAGAAAUUAAACCUGCAGUAUUUAUUCUGUAAUUUUUACACCAUGGUCUGUUAAGUUAAUACAUUUUGUAAUUCAGAAAAUAGUUUUUUUUACUGUAAUGUAUGGUUUUUGCUGAGUGGAAGAACCACUCAUGUCAAUUGGUAGUGUACCACCACCUCCGGAGAUCCUAGAGAAAGUAGAAGGGAGAAGAAAGCUGUACUGGUUCCAGAACU
This is a messenger RNA of Pelobates fuscus (common spadefoot toad), 2753 nucleotides long. RefSeq names its product ankyrin repeat and EF-hand domain containing 1 (gene ANKEF1). Bases 82 to 2451 code for a protein of 789 amino acids. The record is from RefSeq and is a predicted model, not a curated record. Lineage: Eukaryota; Metazoa; Chordata; Amphibia; Anura; Pelobatidae. Gene Ontology annotation, molecular function: protein binding. The transcript has 10 exons.